Molecule: messenger RNA, 17223 nt
Organism: Drosophila rhopaloa
Lineage: Eukaryota; Metazoa; Arthropoda; Insecta; Diptera; Drosophilidae
Product: serine/arginine repetitive matrix protein 2
Exons: 17
Coding region: 634-16566 (5310 amino acids)
Biological process (GO): actin cytoskeleton organization
Cellular component (GO): microtubule organizing center; filamentous actin
Molecular function (GO): protein binding
Source: RefSeq, a predicted model, not a curated record
CAGCCACGCCCCUCAGCCCUCCGCCCCCUUUCGCCGUACAAGCCCAAUUUCGAACUCCGUAAUUGUUGCUUAAAAAAUCAAUUUUAAAGGUGUAUUUUUUUUUGACAAUGUUGCAAUAUUGUGUUUUGUUUUGGUGAGAUUAUUCUUUAAGGUGCAUUUUUUUCAGUCAAUGUUGCAUUUAAAUUCGGUUUUUAAAGUGUAUUUCUCUGACUGCUUUUGUUGCAAAAAAUAGUGUUUUAUUUUGGUGAAAUAUUUAUUUUUGUUAAACUUAAAAAUAAACAUAUGUAUGUACAUAUUUUUUUAAAUCUCUGGUAUUAGUCGCGUGUGACAGCUGCUACAGCAAAUAAAUAAACCGCAAAUCAAUCAAACAAUCGCAGAGUGGGAAAAGAGUGGCUGCGCCCGCGUUUUUAACCGCGCUCAAGUCGCUGACAACUUUUUGCCGGAGAGCCAGCCGCAAUUUGAUCUUUCCGUAAAUUAAACUAUUUACUGUUUAAAUAUUUGCCAAGUACACAAAAAUACAUACACUUGCUGCUCGCUGUCGCCUCGUCUAAAAUUACAAAAGCCUCGAAGUCGACGUCCCUCUGAUAAUAAACAGAAAAGUUAGCAGCAACACAGCAGCCAAUCAUCUUUGCCAUGGAGGUGGAAUGCGAUUUGGGUGAUAUACAAAACGAGGAAUUGCUGAGGAAAAUGUGGCAGCAGUCCGAGGACAGCGAACGCAAAAAGCAGAUCCGAUCGCAUCUCUAUAAGCUGCGCGAGUCGCGACUUUGCAACCUCUAUAGGCACGAAUCGGACCCAAUGUCGGAGCCCAACGGAAACGGACAUGGCAACGUGAACACGCUGGCCGGAUACGCAGGCAAGGAUCCGUUGGCCACCAGCCACGGGGAUGCCCUGCUGGACCAGAACUUCCAGAGCCUCAAGUCGAAGGAGGUCCGCGAUUCGACCAGUCCCACUCAUGAGCUGCGAUUCCACUCGAUGACGCUCAGCCAGCCCAAUACAACCGGUUGGGAUGUGCAGACCUCCUCGGAGGUCAGUCCCGAUGGACGGGCCUAUCGCACCGAAACUCUGGCCAAAACAGAUGGCGUGGAGAAGCUCAAUGGUGGUGGCCUGGCCGAGUUCAAAGGUCGCAACGAGCAGCGCUCGAGUGCCUCGCAUCAGGGCGACGACAAGAACUUCGUGAAGCAGGCAUCGGAUAGCUCGAAGACCCAGCUCCAAGAGACGGUGGUCUUUGGGGAUGAGAACAGCGGUCGCACCGAGAUGAAGAUGAGCUCCACCUCCACCUCGUCCACCUCCAAGGUGGUGUCCUCCUCGUCCACCGUGGAAUACGGCGAUGAGCCGCGAUAUCUGCUGGAUAGCCAGGAGAAGAAGCCACAGCAGUCGCAGCAGCAGCAGCACCAUCAGCGAGAGUGGGAGCAGGAACAGAGGCGACAGGAGCAGCGCAUCCAAGAGCAAAUGCAGCGACAGGAGCAACAGAUUCGCCAGGAGCAAUUGCAGCGCCAGGAGGAAUUCCAACGGCAGGAGCAAAUCCAGCGUCAGGAACAACUGCAGCGCCAGGAGGAGCGAUUCUCGGAGAGCCGCGAGCAGAGCAACAGCACCCGGAAUGUCCAGACCCAGCAGCAUUAUGAGGAGAACAAGCGCUAUGUGGAUAUGGACAAGGCCUCGCCGGAAUAUCAACGCCAUGUGCAACACCUGAUGGAGCAGCCCGGCGAGAUCAUCUCCAAUACGGUGGAGUAUCCCAAGCCGAAUGUCAAGAUGAUCACCACCGUUAAGCGGCUGCCGGACGGAACCAUUGUCAAAAACAAGCGUUACGAGACGGAGCAGCUCACCCCCAGCCAGAACCAGAACCAGACAACCCAUAAGCAGACCAACAACCAGAGCCACAAUCAAACCCGUAAUCAAACCCACAAUCAAACCCACAAUCAGCGACGUGCACAGGAUGUGCAGGAUAGUCAGGUUCGCGAUGUGGUGGACAACGUGGAGCAGAAGCAUGUGACGGAGUCGCAGAGCUUCUCCUCGGUGAAGAAGUCCAGCCGACGUUUCUCCACGGAAACCACCUCGGAAACCGUGGAGGAGUACGAUGAUCGCGGACAGCCCUUGUCCAAAGUGGUGCAGAAGGCACCGGCACCCACCACCUUACACUCGCAGCCACGUCAGUCGCCGACCAGUGACUUCAGUACCCACGGUUUCCCCUCGGUCCGUCCGAACAAGCCCACCCAGGAGUAUCCCUCGCAAAGACCAGCCGCAGCUGGCGAGGAGGUGGUGGUGGUGCGUUCGGAGAAGAGCCGCCAGGUGAAACAGCAGACCAGUUCGCAGCGCACCACCGAAACGGAGGUGGUGGGCGAUGAUUACAAUCAGCCCCAGAGGUCGCCACAGAAACUCAGGGAGGCGCCAUCACCUAGCUGGGAGCAGCCCAGCCCCACCAGACGCCAGCCGGUGGAUGAGGAUUUCAGCACCCAUGGAUUUCCCUCGGUGCGAACCACCACCACUCGGUCCGAUCAGCCCGAUGGCGAGGUCUUGCAGACAGCCAAGACGGUGAGUCGCAAUCAGAGCGCCAAUCGCAAGACGAACACGGAGCGGAUCAUUGAGACGCAGGUGGAGCAUCCACAUGCGCCCUCCCACACCACCCACACCCACACCCACUCCACUCCCAGAUCUGGAAGUCCACGUCGAUCUCAGCCACGUGAGGAUUACGGAAACCAGGGUGUGACUUCGCCUCGUGGGCCAGCUGGAAAGCCGAGCCAAACGCGUCCCAGCACCACUGGAGGUAGCAGCACCACCAAGACAACCACCACUUCGGAGCCGUUGACGCGGCGUCAGUUGCAAAAGGAGCGCGAGGUGGAUGCCGCCCAUCGGGCCUUUGCCGCCUCGCUGCGAAGCAGUUCGCCGGCCGACAGCACCACCUCGGUGGGAUCGCACCACCAGACGCCGCGCUCGAGCGUCUCCUCGAAUCGCACCUUCCGCCGGGAAAUGCGUGAGGGCUCGCACGAUAGCCAGGCGCCAUCGGAAUCGAGCAGGAUUAGCUCAACCACUGUGACCAGACACACGGGUGGCCACACCACCAGCAGCACCACCAAGACCAAGACCACCAGGCCGGUGAAGAGUCCCAGCGAGCCGAGGUCGCCCACACCGAAAGCAGGAGGAAAUGUGAUUACCACCACGACCACAACCACAAGCAGCACCACCAAGUCCAGUCCCAGUCCAGCACCACCUUCACCCACUUCGGCACCAGCCAGUUCCGCACCACCAGAUAACAAGCUAUCACAGUAUACGUAUACUACCACUAAGCCCGGCGAUAUAUUCUCUCUGCCACCAACUACUCCUCCUACUAUUAACAACGAACCAACACUAACCACCACCACCAAAACAACAACCACCACCUCCAACAACCAGAACCACCCGAAACAAUCUGCAAUCGAAACCGCUACCGCUACCGAUACCGAUUCCCAGCCGAUCCGCAAGGUGAAGCUGAGCGCUAACGAGGCAAUGGUGGUGGAAGAGGCACCCUGUGUGCGGCGUCAAUAUUACCAACUUGGAAACGAGGGGGAAAACCCCGAGACGCCCGAGAGCUCAGGGACCCCUGCCAGCAAGAAGCCCCACCCAAUGAGGAAGCCCAUUGACGAACCGGAGCAUCAGCCUCAGCUGAGGCGUAGCUCCAAGUCGCCCAGUGUGGAGCCGCGCACGGUGCAGCGGGAAACGACUUUCGAGGGUCGACGCUCAUCCCAGCCCGUGGAUCAGCUUUCGAUCGAUGAGCUGAUUCUCAUUGAACAGAUGAGCGGAGCUCCGGGCCUGCCCACGAUGCCUGAGAAGCCAUCAGCUAGGGAUCAGAGUCCGCAGAAGCCAUCACCUAGGGCUCAGAGCCCUGGGAAACCAUCAACUAGGGCUCAGAGUCCCGAGAAGGGUCCUGGACUGCCACAGCCUAGGGCAACUCCUAGACAAAGUCCCGAAAAGGAGCAGCCAGCCUUCAAACAACCACGUGAGUUAGCCACUACAGGCCAGUUUGAAAAGCAACUGCCUCAGAGUCCGGGAAAGACUCCUGGAUGGACUCAGCCUCAAGUCUCACCCCGUCAAAGUCCCGAAAAGCAGUUGCCCCAAGCCCAAGGUCCCGAGAAGGCUCCUGUAGUUGACCAGCCUAGUGCUUUGCCGCGUGAAUCUCCCCAUAAACAAAUACCCCGAGCUCAGACUCCCGAAAAAGCUCCUGGACUGUCCCGUGUUUCACCCCGUGAAAGUCCUGAGAAGCAGUUGCCCCAUGAAAUUCCUACGAAAUUCCGUCAAAGUCCGGAAAAGGAACUCACCAACCAACAGAAACGAGAGGAGGAGAUUUUCCGUAGUACCAUAACCACUACACAAAAACGAACCACAAAUAACUUUAACGAAGAAUUCCUAACGAACGAACGAGAUAAUCAGAAUCAGCCAAACUAUGAAAACAAACCCCAGGCCCCAGGUAAAUUUGAACCGAAAACAAAACCGCAGGAGGCUAUUGAGAGCCCAGAUGGUGGAUUUAUCUCCAAAGGAACUGAACCUGAGACCCAACCAGAAGAAAAAGAGGCACCUACUUAUCGCAAGAAAGGUUUAACUCGUCGAGAGACCUUCGAGGAUCGAUGCCGCCAAAUUUUGGGCAUGGAGGAAGAUGGCGAUACUCAGGGAAGUUAUACUAAACGACCGGAUAACAAUCAGGAAAAUGAGAAUGUUACUCACACCACCAUAGAGACCAUCGAAGUAAAAAUCGAAGAUUGUCCCGAUGAUGAUGACGAUGAUCACCCUCGCCGGGUGACUGAGACAUUUGUGGUGCGUACACAGCCGAAAAUAAAGGUGGAGGAGGAGCUUCUCGUGGAUGUUACCGAGCCAGAGGAUGUGGGGAUUCUGAAGACUCCCUCUAAAAUGGCCCCCAAGGAAGAGGAUAGUCCUAACUAUCGAAACGAGCAAGAAAUUCCCAAAGCCCCCAAGAAGGAGCAGGAGAUUCCCAGAGCUCCCAAGAAGGAGCAAGAGAUUCCCAAGACCCCAAAGAAGGAGCAAGGUCCUUCUUACGUGAAGGACGGAGAAACCCCCAGACAUCCCAAGGAGUUGGAAAAUCCCAAGUAUCCAAAGGAACAACAAAGUCCUAGAUAUCCGAAGGAGCCAUCAAAUGUUGGGUAUCCCAAGGAGAUCCCCAGGAAUCCCAAAGAGGAUGCCGAAACGAUUCAUAUUAAUGAAGAGACCAUUGUCAUUAGCAAGCAGGUUUCGAAAUCUCCCACUCCUACCUGGUCUCCUUCUCCGGAACGCAGGGCUCCGAAAAACUCCCAUUCACCUUCUCCUUCUGCAUCACCUUCAGUGUCACCCUCCUUUGGGAGGAAAACUCCAACCAAGCUGGAGUCAAGCUUUGUCACCGAGAAGAUCAUUGAUUGCCAGGGAAAAACUAUUGUGGAGAAAAUCAGACAGAGGUCGCGAACUCCAAGUCCCACUACAACCAAAAAGGGUACAAAGCCAACCCAAAAGCUGCCGAAAAAAGUACCCGAAACCGAAUCGGAACCUGAAAAGGAAUCAGAGCCGGAAACGAAGAAUAAGACAACCAGUGUGACAAUUACGAAAACCGAAACCGAACGUCGCAAUUCGCGCACCUCCAAAACAAAGCAACCACUGACGCCCAAGGAGUCACAAUCUAAGCUCCCAGCCGCAAAAAGUCCUCGGAAGGAUUCGCUGAAGGGGUGCAAACGGGACAGUUUGGUGGAAGAGACACGAACAACUACGACAGCUACAACAACUCGGCAGGUUCGCAAGCCCAACGAUACUAAUGGUUCACCUUCCAUCAAGGAUCGUCUUCGCUCUUCGCCACGCAAGCAAAAAACAUCUCCACAGCAAACCCGAACACCCACUCCGGCACAAUCACGAAACCCUGAAGACGACGUCGAUGGAGACUCUACUUCUCCAGAUGUUAGCCCUUCGAGGGUGAGUAACGAACGUCGGCGUUCUAGCAAUAUUUCCGUGCACACGGAAAUCAUCAUUGACCAUACGGCUCCCAAAUCCCCGAGAACAGAGAGGCGACCUCUAAAUAAUACUAGUAGUGCUCCCAGUCCGAUAAGAAAACUUCCAGUAACGGAGCGCAAGGAGUCGGCUCCCGUGCCACGAGUGACCCGACGCGAUAAAACCGAGAAGGUCACGCGAUCAACCAGCGAGAAUAUCAUUAAGAUGAGCGGUAAUAAGCCUCAUCCUGAGAUGAGUAGCCUAAAGCCAGUUGGUGAAAGAACUCGACCAAGUAAAUGCUGCACCACAAAGACGAUCAAUCUAAGCGAGCAGCGAAUCAAUACAGCUACUGAUAUUGAGGGUGUGAUCAUUGACAUUCAACAGGCGAAGAGCUCGAGGGAACCAUCUCCGGAUAGGAUUGUACCCACACCCGUGCCCGCUGAGGUGGAAACGGGAAAGCCACGUUACCCAGAUGUCGUGCAGGAGCCCGAUGAUGAGCCCCGUCGUAAGCCACAGGUUACAAAUAUACCAAUUUUCGAGGAGGAAUCUCAAACCUUUGUGGGUUGUCAGAUCUCGGAACUGCGCAGCUCAAAUGGAUUAGAGGAAGAUAUACUGGACAAUCCCACAGUGGAGGCUCCUAAGAGCCUGGACUAUCCCGUAAAUACUCCCGAUACGGACGAGAGUCUGUUGAGUGUGCACGAGAAGGUCUCCCGAUUCACUCACUCCGCCGAAAAGGUAAUGCAACCACGAGCAUCUGCCCCAUUUAGCAGGGAGUUCGAUACGCACGCCAAGAUUCCUGAAAACGAUGAGUGCCUGCUUAGCAUAAACCAGAAGGUAGACAAGUUCCUGCGCACUGCCGAGAACGUUAUCAGGCCUUCUUCGCUCUCUCCUCGACCUGAGAUAGAGCGCCCCGGUCUGGAGGAAAUCGAUGAAGAGCUCCUUCGGGACGAUUGCACCCUGAGUGUCUCCCAGAAAGUGCACAAGUUUAUCGACACAGCCGAGAAGUUGGCACCUAGCAUGCCACAGAAAUCGCCACGCUUGGUUGCCAACAUUGAGCGCCACAUUUCCCGUCAGAGCGAACCAGAGCGAGAGUUGGACGAGGAAUCAGAACCAGAACUGGAUCGGGAUACAGAUGUGGAGGAUGAGGACCAAACUAGCCAUCUGGAGACAGAAGAAGAAGUCAGUCAAACUGUGACCAAAAAGGAAACCAUACGGGAAUUUAAGCAACAAACAAAGGAAAGCAAGGAAACACGAAGGGAAUCCAAGGAAGAGCCAGAAAAGGGACCUAAGAGAGUGCCCCAAAAAGAACCCCAAACGAAGCUCAAGGAAGAACCCGCCAAGGUGCCUAAAUAUCAAGCAAAGCUACCACAAAAAGUGUCACAAUGGGAGCCUAAAAAGCAACCUCAAAAAGAUCCCAAGUUGCCCCGAAAAGAUUCCUUAUGGGAUCCCAAAAGGCAGCCCCUAACAAAGCUCAAAGAUGAACCUGAAAUGGUGACUAAAAGGGAACCCAAGGCUCCACAAAAGGAACCCCAAACGAAGCUCAAAGACGAACCGGAGACGGUAACUGAAAAAUCUCACCAAAAGGAACGACCCAGGGAUAAUAUAGAACAAUCCGAAGAGGAGCCAGAAUACUCUCCCGAAGAAGAAUUCGAAGAUGAGCCCCUGCCAAUGACCAAGACACAUACCACAGCCAUCGAACUAAAGCGUCAGAAAGAUAUCCUCAAUCGGCCCUCGGUCUUUGGACAGCGCACUUCAGAACGCAAACCUAGCACAACGCCGACUCCAACUAAAGUGAAUGGAAAUCGUGGCCGACCAAGUCCUAGCACCAGCUUGAUUACUGAAGAAAAGAGAUCGUACAGAAAUCAGGUGACCAAUGUGUCUAAACCAGGUUCUAGAAAAACGACUCCAUCGGCCAUACCCUCUGUCCAAUCGCCGCCACCUAAGACAACCAGUAUUUCCAAACGAAUGGAGCAAAUCAGUCAGCAGUCAUGGGUCGUCCAAGAUGUUGAUGUGGACGUUGAGGUGGUGGGACCAGCGCCACCUUCCCACAUCAGCGGAAGGCCACAAGGAAAAAGCCCAUCCCCAACGUCAUCACGAUCGCCAUCACGAUCUCCCUCCCGAUCGCCCAGUAGACGCACCUCCACCAAUGCGAACACGACCACCACUACCACCACCACUGAGCACCGCCACCCGAGCACCACCAAGUCAACCACUCCCAAACCGACUCCAACUAACCCGACCAAUGACGAGCCCGAAAUCACACCCAUUGAAUCCUUUACAGAAAAGAGCAUCACCACCACUUACACGACGAACACCACUGGACGAAAUGUGGGCAGCCGCAGGAAUGUAUUUGAGGUAGCGCCAGCCCAGGAAACUCCAGUGGAGUCCGAGCCCACUGGACGGCGUCCCUCGUACAUGGAUCACACGAAGAGCUCACUGGAGCACAUUCGACGCGAUUCGCUGGAGAUUAACAAGAGUCACUAUUCCAGAAAGUCUUCCGUGGAGGACGAUUCCCCGGUAGAGCCACGCAAUCCCAACACAUCCGUAAAGUUCGAUGUGCCAAGGAAGACACCGUCGAGGGGUGGAGAUGAGCCUAGGAAGGGCUCCCUGAAAGGUAAAGAUGACGACUCCGAUUUGGAGCUUGAGAUCGAGGAGAUCUUUGAUCUUCAGCGACUCGAGAAACUCCUAGAAACAGUGGCAAGCUACGAAAUGCGUCGUCGCAUUCGCGCCCAGAUGCGUCUCAUUCGCAAAAACAUGAUUAAUGCGGGCACGACAACCACAAUCACCACAAUUACCACCACAACGACUCCGGGAAAAAGUUCACCGCUUCCCAAGAAGCGGGAGCAGAGUCCUGUGGGCAGUCCUGAAACAAAGUCCAUUGGCAGUAGCCUCAAGGAAGUGCGCACUACCACGAGUCGUCGACGAGUGGAGCAGGUGGACAGCACUACCGCACCAGGAAAAACAUCACCGCAGGGUAAGCCGCCAGUGAAGCCAAGGGAAAGAAGUGCGAGUCCCGCCCAGAAACGGCGCAAUAGUCCACCGGGAAAGCAAUCGCCCGGAGAUAGAAGCACCACUUUAACCACCAAGGUCACGACUAGUAGCACUACCCGAGGUGCUCCCAGUAAACCCGCUCAAGGCCCCAUUUGGGCAGAUCGCUCCAAGGUGCUGAAAGGUCAUGCGACCGUUCCCCAACAAACAAAUGGAAGUACUCCACGCAAGGGAUCCACUUCUAGCACCACUUCGAGCAGUGGCAAAAUCACUCGUACAUUGACCAGCUCCAGCACCACCACUAGCUCCAGUAGCACCACCAACUCUCGUAACAAGCAGGGCGAGGAGGACUCGAUCACCUCCAGCUAUGGUGUGGGACCCACGGAUGAGAACGGAUUACCCCUAUUUGGAAUUCGGGCGCUCAAGAAGAAAGCGACGCCACCGAUAGAGGAACCCUGUGAGACCAAGCAAGAAGUCACAGGAUAUGUGAUCGAGGAACAGUUCUACUCGGAUAACAAGUCCCCGCCUCGUCACGAGCGCAAGGAACUGAUUUACUCCAGCAAUGCGGACGAGCUGGCUGCAAUUAAGCAGCAACUUCAGGAUGAGGAUGACAGCUCACCUCCGGAAUUGGAUGCCCGUGUGGUGCGGGAGUUCAAGAAGGUAGAGUCCCAGCAAUCGCUACCGGAGGAUGCCAGAUAUGUGCGUAGGGGUUCGGUGAAGGAGCUCAGCGAGAAGUUCAUCCGCAAAGAGUCCUCCUCAUCCACCCAUUCGACCCAAUCCUCGACUGCCCAAUCGCUGGUGAGGCAUGGGGACGAGACCGAGGAGGAUAGCGAGUCUAAUGAAGUGUGCAGUGUAAUCGAGGCACCACAGAUGCGUCAGAAUCAGAGCCACAUCAGUAGCACCACUCGAUCGAGCAAUACACGAUCGUUUCUUAACAGCAGUGCCGAUCAGCGUCAGGUGACCAGCGUGGACGAUGUCCUCGAGCGAAUGCGAAAUGCGGAUAAUGUGGAGGAGGCCGGAGAUACUAGCGAGGAUCGCGAGGCCCGUGCUCUGCUCAACAAAUUCCUGGGCGCCAGUGUCAUUAUGCAGGGUGUGGAGAGCAUGUUACCGCCUACUGCCACGGGACAACGUCUAAACAGUCAAGGGGUAAAGACCACACGGAUAACCAACACCUACAGCAAAUCCGGCAAUAGUACCACCAACAAGGUCAGCAGCUCCUCAGCACCAGUUACACGCACAACUUGUGACAUCGAGGAGAUUUGGGACGAGCAAAUCCUCAAGCAAUUGCUGGAACAGGCGUCCACCUACGAGGAGCGUCGCAAGAUCCGUGCACGUCUACGCGAACUUAUGGCGGAACGCGAAGAGCAAAAGAAUUUGAAGCAGGCGCCGAAGCAGGAGAAAGAAGAGGAGGAGAGCAGCGCCAGCGAGUAUGAGGAGAUCAUCGAGGAGGUGACCGACUACAGCGACGAGGAGGAGGAGGAGGAAGUUCCGGCCAAGCAGGAGGAUCCCAAGAAGGAGGUCACCAAAAAAGAGGUGACCAAAAAGGAGGUGACCAAAAAGGAGGUCACCAAACAGGAGGUCACCAAACAGGAGGUCACCAAACAGGAGGAGGCCAAACAGAGAGCUGUUCAGAAGGUGGAUAAAAAGACGGAGACCAAGACCACAAGCCAAGUCACCGAAAGUGUUAGCAAAAAGUUGGCCACAGUUGAGCUGGCCAGUAGCAGCAGCUCCUCCACCACAGACGGUGUCCAGGUGCAGCAGGGUGAGUCCCUGCCAGCAACGACAGCUACGAAAACAGGAGCCACAGGAGCAGCAGGACCAGGCAGCAGCAAGAGUAAUAGCAUAGGUAGUAGGAAAUCCAGUAGUCUUAGCAGUAGCCAGGUUAGCACAGUGGUUAGGGCCAGGGACAAAGCCAAGCCAGAUACAAUGCCAGUCACGGGAUCUGGGACUGGAUCUGGAGCGGGAGCAGGAGCACCCAGCACAGCCAGCCGCUUGAGCGUGCCCUCGAAAGAGGAUUCCGGCACGGAGAGCGGUGAGGAUUUGCGUCUGCUAGCCGCCGGAUUGCGUGACACCUUGCAACAGCAAAGUGGUAGCGAUGCCAGUGAAGCGAAUCGCAGCCUGGUCGAGGAAGUGACCGAUGCCCUCAGCCGCCUGGAGAGCAGCCUGAAACAAGGCAAGGAACUAGCCGUUGAUGGGGGUCAGCGGCAGGCUCUGCUCGGCCUGGUGGCCCGCCUCCAGAGUGGACUCAGUGCGCCCGAGAAGUUGGCGGAGGAUCAGCGGGCGGGGGAGGAUCAGAAGGACGCAGAUGGUGGUAGUCCGGAACCGGAAACGGACAGUCGGCAAUCUCGUUUUGCGAAGCGACGCCAGCGCAACAGUCGGCAUACCGUUGGCGUUAGUCGAGAGGAACUGGCGGAUGCUCGUCGCUACAUGGAGGACAUGCUGAUCCUGGAGGGCAAGGACUUUGCGAUCACCAAGACACCCAGUUCGGGUGCAGUGCCAGUGCAACUCUACCGACCCAAUCAAUUUGUGGCACAACCCCCGCAGCAGCAGCAGCAGCAGCAGUCAGCCGUCAUCACACCCAAUGCAGCACCUGUGAAUCCCACCCAGAAUCAAUCUCAACUGAGACCCAAUACCAACACCAAUCGACGUCCACUGUCCGGCGAUUAUGCCGUGAGCUUUGCCAGCUACGAGGCAAAUCAGAACUCACAGAACUCAAGUCCUGAGGGCAACGGCAACUCGCCCAGCAAUUCGCAAUCCAAUUCGAACUCCAGUUCGAAUUCCAGCCGAUUUGGUGGUGGCAAAAAGCACUUGAUGAAGCGAGCCAACACCAUUGAUAUACCCAAAGCUAAGGCAAAGUACAUGGCGGACUGUGAUUCGGAUUCGGAUCUGGAGGAUGACCAUGGCCCGCAUUUGGGUUUGAAACGGGCAGUGCAGGUGAGCGUCAAGAGACGUGUUCACAAUGCGGUGCCGCCGUUUGAGCCAAAAACAGAAAACGAUCACAAGUUCCUGGCCUUCAUCAACAAGCAGAGUCAUCAGACUGGCUUGGGUUGGGGCGGCGGUGGUGGACGGAGUGUGUCAAAUUGGACCCACAAGUUUGGUAACAUCAAGCACACCUUUGAGACGGGAGCUGCGGCCACAGUGACCAAGGGUAAGCCGCCGCCAGUGCCUGGUCAUGUGCCCGGAUGGGCCAAACAGGAGCAGCUGCAUCAUCAGCAAUUGCAGCGAGAGCAAAUGCAGCGGGAGCAGAUGCAACGGGAGCAGUAUGAAAGGGAGCAAAGACAGCGAGAGCACAGGGAGUUGAGUCAGAGGGACCUGAAGCAGUUACAGCGAGACCAACUGCAAAGGGAACAAUAUCAGCGAGAGCAAAGCCAGCGAGACCAGAACCAACGGGAACUCUCUAAGAGAGAACAAUUCCAGCGAGAGCAGCUCCAACGAGAGCAACUCCAUCGAGAGCAGUUGCAACGUGAGAAACUGCAGCGCGAGCAACUACAGCGAGAACAGCACCAGCGAGAGCAACUCCAGCGAGAGCAACUCCAGCGAGAGCAACUCCAACGGGAGCAACUCCAGCGAGAACAACUGCAACGCGAUCAAAUGCAACUCCAGCAGCAACAACAAGCUUCUGCCGCUGUGCAAAUCGAGCGGCAACGUCGCCAGGAAUUGGAACGACAACUGCGACUCGAACAGGAGGCGCGCUAUGAGCGAGAGGAGCGAACUCGCCUCGAACGGGAAUACUACGAACAGCAAUUGCAGCGACAACAGGCCGAAAGACAACAGCAAUUGGACAGGCAACGCCAGCAACAGGAGCAGCUUGAGCGCCAGCGACGUCAGGAAAUGGAAUUGCGACUCCAGCAGCAGCGUGAGCAGGCCGCACAAGUCAACAACUUUAUUCACGCUCCACAGUCCGUCUUUCGUCCUAUUGAAAAUGAGACGCAACCGCAGCCCGGUAUUUACAAGCCCGUCGCUCAGAAAUCCCAACCCAAUCCGGCCAUUUGGAAGCCUCCAACGCAACAGCAGCAGCCAGCACAGCCACCGCAAUCGCAGCAACAUUUGCAGGCCAGAUCGGCCACAUCGUAUAGCAACACACCGUCGCCAUCUUCAACGGCCACUUCACCCAUCGGUUUACCCUGGGUGGCAAAGCCCAAGGUGGAUAACAGCGAUUUCCGACGCAAGGCGCACCACUUUGAAGAAAGGUCUUUAAGGGACAAUCUAGAGCAACAUCAGCAGCAGCAACCAUCCUAUCCCAAUGGCAAUAAUGGUUAUCUACAGCGUCACAAUUCACUGCGUUCCAAGGCGCCAGCUUUGAGCGAGUUCAAGAAGAGACCAUCGCUGCCGAACGCCAUGGAACCGGGAACAGUUGCACCACCUAGACAGGCCUUUCAAGCUCCACCGCCACCCACAAAUAUAUCCUUUACGUACGCUGAUUUUCCGCCAGUGGCACGUCAACAACGUGGCAAUGCCCACAACUACAGAAGUCAACCUUGCCUCACGAGUGCUGUGGAACAGGCCGAGGCAUUGACCAAUCCGUUGGCAGCUCCGCUAGUACUCACAAGCUCGAAUCCCACUUAUCUGCCACCACCUGGAAGCAGGAGAUUCGAUUACAUCAGCAGUCCAAUCGAUGUGGAUGUGGACAGUCCACCCAACAGUCCCACGAGCUUCAUGACCAUGCCCAAUCCCACUCUGAUGACGGACAAUACGGAUGAUGAUCUCGAUUUGGAUUCGGACAACAAUAUGCUGGAGUAUCGGGCCGAAACGAAGGUGAUGCGAAAGCCACGUAGUCAGACAGCUGUGAGAGUGGCGGACAGAAGAAACGCUCAUAUGAGCGAUGACGAGGUUUACGGGAAGAAUUCAAGGGCGGCCAAGUCCCUGCUGUACACGAUGAAACAGCUGGGAGGUGGUCCUGGUAAUCAAUCGGCCCAAGCUGGCAAUACCAACCAAAGGCGGCAACCUUUGACUGCUCCCAGUUCACCGAAAUCGGGUUGCCUUUCGCCCGAUGGUCGUCAGUACCAGGCGCCUCUGGUGGAGCCACUCUUCCCGCAAUUGAGCACCUUUGAGGCCAAGCGACAGCCCCAGUUCACCACUUCGCCCAUGUCCACGUCGCCUGCAGUCAGCAUGCCACAGAUCAACUACCAGGCGAAUCCCACAUAUACACCGCCAAGAACCAAUCAGGAUGCCAAUUCCUAUUUGGGUGAGACCCACACUUCCUAUGUGGUCACCUAUCCCGUGGACGAUUCCGGAGAUGAGCCCGAACAGGAAUCUAUGGCCAUGUCUGUGACCCAGCGAUUGCGUCGCGCUUCGGAGCACUCCAAUGCCAGCUCCUCACUUUCACUGGGCAGCACCAGUUGGACAGCGAAUCCGGUGCACAAUACAGUUCCCACUGUGGGUUCCAUGGGACCUCCAGUGGAUCGCAGCACUAAGCCGCAGAUUAGUCAGCCAAUGGGCCCGAAGAUGCCUCAGCAGGCUCCUCAGAAGAAGUCGCAGCAGGUUCCUCAGCAGUUACCUCAGCAGUUACCUCAGCAGAUCCCUCAGCUGAUCCCCCAGCAAUUGCCUCAGCAGUUACCUCAGCAGUUACCUCAGCAGAUCCCUCAGCAGUUGCCUCAGCAAUUGCCACAUCAGAUCCCGCAGCAAUUGCCCCAGCAGUUACCCCAACAGUUACCCCAGCAGUUAACCCAGCAGCUAAGCCAGCAGUUGCCCAAGCAGUUACCUCAACAGUUACCCCAGCAGUCACCUAAGCAGCAGCUACCACAGCAGUUACCUCAGCAGAUCCCUCAGCAGAUCCCACAACAGUUGCCUAGGCAAUUGCCUCAACAGGUGCCACAAACUAUAACCAACAAUCUGCCUAGACACGCUCCCAGGCUUAGUGCGCGUAGUCACACCAUCCAAGGUGAUUCCGGCUACGAUAAUCGUCCCCUGCAGAAUCGUGUGAUGUCACAGCAAACCCUUAACUCCAGCAUUAUCAGCAGCAACAAUAGCACCACCGUCCAGAAGCAGCAAAAGGAGCAGCACAUCAGCGAGCUGCGCCGCAAGAGUUUGGGCAAUGUCCUGGAGAGCAGCCAGAGGAGUACCUACUUUGAGCAGGAGUACAAGUCGUCGGCACCACCAGACACACCGGAUAUAGUUAAAUCCUCGCUGCCGAAGGAGAAUGCACCGCUGUUAAAGAAAUUCGGGCCUCCUCAACGCCACCACUACAUGCCCAAUUCUUAUCAGAGUCCGCAGCUGAAUAAGCAGGGAAAUAGCAGUAGCACCACCACCACAAUAACCAGCACCACGGUGGUGCAACAGCAACAGCAACAGCAACUUCAACAGCAGCAUCAGCAAAUCAAGCCGAGCAUUGUGGAAACGCCAGCGACACCACAGCCACAAGUUCCCCCCGAAGACGAGAUACCCCACAACAUAGUGUUCAACAAUGUGAGCGCCUUCACCUCGAUGAGCCGGAGGAAUCACGAGGAGGAUUCUCACCAGGGAGCGCAAUCGGGAUCGCGGGUGAAUCGUCUGAGCAAGUGCGAUUCGUGGAACCAAAUCUGCCAGCUGCAACAGACGGCGGGUCCGAGUCCGGCGAAAUACAAUCAACCCGGAUCUCCCAGCGAGCUGAGACGCUCCAAAUCCGGACACUCCCUCGCUGUGCCGAAACUCUACGAGGCGGGCAUUGAUAAGGCCCAGGUCAGUGAGAAGCAGCGAACGGUGGCUGCCUACUUCUCCGGUCAAAAGUCACCAACCGGCGGCCAAGUGGAGGAGUUGCGCACCACGACGAUGACCACCUCCGCGACAUCUAGUCGAAAAUCGGCCAUUAAUCGCACCAAGACGAGUGAAAAACUCUCGGCGGCAGCUCGGAAAUCACUGAGCUCGCUGACGACGUCGAAUGGUAACGUUUCCACCGCCGGUCUGGGAAUGAUCCGUGGCGGUGGCGGCGGCGGUGGGGCAGCCAUGAUCGGUGGUGGCCUCAGUCGCAGUGCCACCAUGCCGCAUAUCGCGAAUCUCAAUCUGCUGGACGAGAGCAAUGUGGAGGAUGCCUUCGAGCAGCUAAUGAUGGCCCAGCACAAGAGCUCCUCGACCAGCGAACAGCGAACGGAAACCAAGUCCAAGGAUGGCGGUGCCACUAUGACCACAACAACAACAAAGGUUACCACACGCACUGUCAGCGGUAGUGCUGCCUCCAAGAACAUCUCGCCUUUGGCUAAAUUCAAGCAGCUGGACAAGCAGGCAGCCGCCCAGCAGGCGCAAAAAUCAUCUCCAACAACAAGCACACCCACGACCCCCGGCGGUUCGGCACAACCGUUGUUCAAAUUUACCGAUCCGGCAUUAAAUGCGCGCGCCGCCACUGUCAAGGAUCAACUUCUGCAGUGGUGUCAGCAUAAAACGCAGGAAUAUGAGAACGUCCAAAUAAGCAACUUUAGCUCGAGCUGGUCAGACGGCUUGGCCUUUUGUGCGCUGAUACACCAUUUCUUGCCAGAUGCAUUUGACUACAACACACUAACCAAGCAGACGCGACGACACAAUUUCGAGCUGGCCUUCAGCGUGGCUGAUGAGAAGGCUGGCAUUGCACCACUGCUGGAUGUGGAGGAUAUGGUGGAGAUGAGUCGCCCCGAUUGGAAGUGCGUCUUUGUCUACGUCCAGAGCAUAUAUCGCCGAUUCCGGAACUGUCAGUGAAUCCAUCGAAAGCAGUGGCAGCAACAGCAGCAGCAGCAGAAUAGUCCAAAUCCAAAUCCAAAUCCAAGUCAACUCAACAGCAACUGCAGCAACUCAUUAAAUUUUAAGCAUACACCACACAUCCCCUUUGGCAUUUCGUGUUAGCACACACCCCAUAUACGAGUGUAUAUCCGCAUAACCCACAAUCCUACAUCCAUAUGUGUAAACCCAAUUCUAGACCCCGUCAUCCUGCGAAUAUCUAACUGUGUAAUCGGCAUAUGUAUAUUCUUCAACUGAAGCGCAAAUGGCUCGUCGAACGUGAACAGCCGACUCUUUGUACGUUUUUUUGUGUUUGUUUUACCCUUUUUUACUAUUAUUACGAUUACGCAUUAUUAUUUGUUAUCGAACUUGAAGCAGAAACUAUGCAAUAAUUGUUGAUUUAUAUAUUUUUUUGUCAUAAUUUUAAUUGUGGAGAGAAGAAGCAGUGCAGUUACUAACCCUGCUGGCGGUCAUCGACAUUGGAUAAAGUAUUUAAGAUACGCUCGAUGCCGUCGCUCACAUUGAUGAAUUACUGUAAUAAUAAACAUAUAUUCUAUGUACGUACGUGUAACGAGAACGAAAUAUUUACUAACCGAUGGCAUUGAAAAGGCCGCAAAGAAAUAAAAAAAAGCAAAUGAA